This is a messenger RNA of Neolamprologus brichardi, 4847 nucleotides long. Its product is annotated as carbohydrate sulfotransferase 11-like. The record is from RefSeq and is a predicted model, not a curated record. Lineage: Eukaryota; Metazoa; Chordata; Actinopteri; Cichliformes; Cichlidae. Gene Ontology annotation, molecular function: sulfotransferase activity. Gene Ontology annotation, biological process: carbohydrate biosynthetic process; proteoglycan biosynthetic process. Gene Ontology annotation, cellular component: membrane.
UCUUCUGAAACGUGUCGCUUAUUUCUCGACCACCGGGUCGUUGAGUGGUUGGACCCUUUCUGUGUCCGUGGGGAGAAAGGGGUUAAGCGGACAUUUGGAAAGACCCUGUCUUGGCGUAUAAAGGGCCCGUUACCCACGCAGUCCGGGGGCCUGUGCUGGCACUACAGCGGCAGUGAUGCAGCCUUCUCCGUCGUCUCUACAAAGGCACACAGAAACGCGUCGGUAACCGAGAGAGACACGGCAGACCAGCGGAGUCUGCCGCCCGGGGCCCCCCUCGUCCUCCCUCACCCUCCCUCACCGCUGCCUCCUCCUGACCCGGCAUGCGAGGAUGUCCAGGAAGAUAAGAAGCGGCAAAGGUCGAGCAGCGAGCCGGAUCGAUGCUCCCACGGCCGGUGAAGUAGACUCGACAAAAACCGUGUAGUUCGCCUGAACCCUGGCAGGAUUGGGCUCGGCUCCUCGGUGGCUUCCAGAGACUCUCAGGAUGAGGAAACCCAGAGUGAUCCGGAUGGUUUUUGCCUUGUCCCUGGGAUGUUUCGUCAUGGUCAUAUUCUACUUUAACAGCAGUCUGAAGCCAGCCUCAGAGGCGGUGGGUGAAAGCAGCAGCAGACAGAAGUCGAGGAGGAGUCCUCUACAGACGCUUUACGAUGGCGAUCAGGUUGAGUCGGCGGUACAGGCGAUCCAUCAGGGCAGACGGGAGCUGCUGGAAGAAGCUUGUCGCUCCUAUACCCGCAAACGCAGAGUCCUCAUCCCCGAGGACCUGAAGCACAUCAUCGUGGACGACCAGCACGGCUUGCUCUACUGCUACGUGCCCAAAGUGGCCUGCACCAACUGGAAGCGGGUGCUCAUGGUUCUGACGGGCGUUGCCGGGUCCAACAGAGACCCUCUCGCAAUCCCUGCCAACGAGGCCCACAUCCCCGGAAACCUCCGCACACUUUCUGAGUACUCCACCUCCGAGAUCAAUCAGCGGCUGCGCUCAUACCUGAAGUUCGUCUUCGUGCGCGAGCCCUUUGAGCGGCUGGUGUCUGCGUACCGCAACAAAUUCACACGGAGCUACAACACAGCCUUCCAUAAACGAUACGGCACUAAGAUAGUGCGGCGGCACAGGCCGGACCCGCAGCCGGAAGCUCUGGAGAAAGGAAAUGACGUCUCCUUUGAGGAGUUUGUCUAUUACCUCGUGGACCCAGCCACCCAGCGAGAAGAGCCCUUCAACGAGCACUGGGAGCGGGUGCACUCACUGUGCCACCCCUGCCUCAUCCACUACGACGUGGUGGGGAAAUACGAGACGCUGGAGCAGGACUCCCGCUACGUGCUGCAGCUGGCCGGGGUGGAGGACCAGGUCAGCUUCCCCACCUCGUCCAAGAGCACCAGGACUACAGGAGACAUGGCUGCCCAGUUCUUCCACAACAUCAGCCCUUUUUAUCAGAAGAAGCUGUAUAAUCUCUAUCGCAUGGACUUCCUGCUCUUCAAUUACUCUGUACCAGCCUACCUCAAGUUUAGAUGAGGCUGGAUUUCACUCGCGCACACAGAAACUUAAUUACAGAGCCUGGACACCUGCAGAAGAAGCUUCUCCAUGCAAACACUGCAAGUUCUGUUUUAACAGAAACAAGAGCAAUCCUUAUCAGAGCUCCAAAGAGAACUAAUUUUAUUCCUGAGACAGAACAUUGGAUGGAGAACUCUUGAAGGAAUCAUAAGAUCAACAUUGAUGCCUGAAAAAAUAAAAUAAAAAUUUAAAAAAAGGCAAAUCCUAUUGUACUGUAGUUAUCGAGCAACUAGAUGUUGCUCAUUGCUUUUGAAUGUGUGAAACCGGGUUGGGCGAUAUGUUGAAACUUUCCAACCGGGCCACCGUCAGUCCAACUACUGCAUUGCUAUAAUAUCUGUUUGCAAUCAUAAAAGAGAUAUUUGAGGAAAAGAAGAAUCAGCUAUUUGGGUUUAUUAUGGUUGUAACUGUCUAAGGUCUACGUCAUCAAUCGCGAUAACUCUAACCGUAUAUUUAUGAGCGAGGCAAAACUGGCUUUUCUGUUGUCAGUCAGAAUGAUUCGUUUCUCUGUUCCCAGUUUUCCAAAUCUUGGGAGAAACAUACUCUGAUUGCCUGGAGUUGGAGUUAAGGUUAGUUUAAGGUCCAAUAAUGACAAUUUAAACCUCAGACGGUUAAACCGGACAAACUAAAGGAUCUAAACUAAGCAGUAAGAUGAAGUGCGUCCACGCGGUACAAACAGCAGGAUGACCUGCUUGCUAAUUGAUUAGGUUGCCCAACUGCACAUGUAGUUUUUGGUCUACUUCUUUAAUUUGAUUGAAUAAUAUAGAUGUUUUUAUUCAGUGCCAAUCAAUUCAACAGCAGCCACUUAAAAAUGGCAAAAGUGUUUAGUGUUUUGUGAAAUGUUUUCCUAUACAUGUACAGUAUGAAUUGAGGUUCGAUUUAGUCUAAUAUGUCUCCAUUUAAAAAAAGAUUUCUGCUUGUAAUUAUGCAGAAUCACAACCUGAAGCUUUUGGCUUUUCUGUGCGAGCAGCAUGUGAUUGCAUGCAGGAUGUGAAGAGCGGAAAAAGGGAACGCAUUGCCGAAGUGCAAAGUGAAAACUGCUGGCUUUUAUUGGACAGUAAUUUGAAUCUAAAUUUGAAAAUGUUCGUCAGUGUUUAGUAGAACAAGCGUUUGGCAGGAUAUCUGCUGGCAGUCCUCAAAGCUCAGAGGAAUCAUUGGAUAGUAGAAAGGUUGAUCGCUUCCUGGUCCAUUAUGUUAGCAUAAUAUGCCCAGCCCCACCCACCAACCAAAAAGGAGCGAGAAAGUGCAAAAAACCCGGCUUUGGACUAUAUGCGAUAUAAACGUAUAUAUUUUUCCGAUCACUCCUAGCAUGGAAUAUCUUUGGCUUCAUUUUAUUCCGGUUGUGGUCUGCUGUUUUUAAAAGUGUAUUUGCACGACAAACGUUAUUGUUGCGAGUUCCAUAGCAUAAUGAUUAAAGUAUUAAAUUCAUGUUUAGACAGUGAAUGUCUCUCAACAUGUGUGCCUUUGCUUUUGGGCCUUUUUUGGGGGGCGGGGUCAGCUCUAAAUGACAACUUUUGUAACUGUGACUUUGUUUACUUUUUCGUACUGUAGGAGGAGACUUCUGUGUAAACUAUGAUAUUGUCUUUAUUUAUUGUGCCAUUUCUGAUUCCACAGAGUCAAACCAACCAAAAUAGGUAAAGUUUCUCUCACGAUUUUCAAAUAAAAUGCAUCUCAGAAAGAACUUGUUAAUUCCUUAAUAGUUACAAGAAUUCUCAACGCAAUAACGCAGAAUACGCCGGGCACAGUUUGCAUGUCAGUCUUUUAUUGAAAUGAUAAACCAUGACUGGAUGUGACCUAGAAGUGCUUAUAAAGGCAACGGUACUACGAAGUCCAGUCAAGCUCAAUGUCAGUGGAAAUAGGAUUAAUUACUGUUUCUGAGGGCUAUUUCCAGACCACUAAUGACAAGCUAAAAGUGCAUGUCAAACAAUUGAGAAGGCCCCAUACAGAAAAGUGCAUACUAAAUCAUUUGUUCACAAAAACAGCACAAAAACAAUCCAUGCCAUCAAUACCUGGAACACAGACAUGGUUAAAUACGACAGGCUAUAUUCAGUGGCAUCGUGCUGCACAAAAAAAUAAGAGAUCCAGUAGAAAUUUGGCAAGAACCAACUGAAGGCUCGUCACGGUUUAAAAGGCACAAAUCUACAGAAAAUAAGCACGAUUAAAAUCUAACAUUCAUCCAGACUGUGCAACGCCUAGUAUACAUUUACACUCAGUAUAUAUAUAUUAUUGCCUGAAUACGAUCAUUUGCCGUGUAACAUUUAGGAGCUGACAACAGUUGUACAGAUGUGCCAACAGUUAUUACGGUGGUUCUACAUUACUCCCACUCGCUGCAUCCACUUUGAAUGGACUGUGGUUUUGAUAAUGGCCACAGUGAGCUGGUGAAUAUGGAGACUAAAGUGCAAAACAACUCCACCCUGUCCGCGUGUUUAUUUAUUUUUUCUUCCACCACCUGUUUCCUGUAUUCUCUUUUUUACAUGCUGCUUAUCUACAGUGGGAAUAUGUGUGCCUCAGUGCUGGGUGUGAAGAGCUAUCAGCAGUGAAAACAGUAAAAAUUGAUAUAAACUAUAGUGCAAACGUCUCGAGCCCCUCAUUUCUUUAUAUUUUGCUAAAGUGGGUGCAAUGUAGUAUGCAAUGCAAAAACAGUGUCUGUGCGAUUGUAACAAGCUUCAAAGUAUUUUUGUGAUUUUGUUCAGUAGUCCUCACGAUUAGUUCUCCAGGCUUCUUGAAGGACACUCAAAGCUCUUCUCUGGAUCUUUCUACCUUUCGUUCAGUUCUCUGCCGAGAUCAUCCCACACUGCUUUAGUAAUGUUGAGGUCCGAGCUCUGGGGAGGCCGAUCCAUGACUCAGUGCUGCACCGUGUUUUGGGGAUCAUUGCCAUGCCGACAAAUGAAGUUGCUGCCAAUCAAAUGCUUUCCAUGUGGUAUUGCAUAGUGGAUCACGCUCUCCAACACCACAGUUUCCUCACAUUUUUAACAACACACUGCACACCAUGGCAAGAGAUGCCAGGUUUUCAGCUAAUACCUGUUCAUAAGUCGGUGUUAAUUGGCUUAACAGACAAAGUAUUCCUCCGGUACAAGCACUGGACUGAAAAUGGGUGAAAACUCAGCCAAUGUCCAAAGAAAAACUUUGAAAGACCUUCUAAAAACUUGGAGAACUGUUGUUCAAGACCUUCUCUUGAAGGGGGGAGGGGAAGCAACAUAUAAUGAAAGGAUGGGGAGACUCGAGAUUAUUGCACAGUACUGUAUGUUGUGAAUAAAUUAUAACCACACAAUGAAUGAUUUACUUUUCACAAAAUAAAAUCUGUUGUGAU